AUGUUCGAACAACGGAAAGGGGUCCUGCGGCGCCGCAAGCGCUUCAAGCGCGCGGAGCUGCCCGCGCCCCCGCCGCCCGCGCCGCCCGGCCCCUACGCGCCCUUCCCGCCCGGCCCCGGGCCCGCGCCGCCCGCGCGCCUCUUCGGCGUGGACGGCCUGGGGAGCCUGCCGCCCGAGCUGGCGGGGCUGGGCGCCCCGGAGCCGCCCUGCUGCGCCGCGCCCGACGCCGCCUUCCCGCCCUGCGCCGCCGCCUUCCCGCCGCUCUACGCGCCCGCGCCCGAGCGCCCGGGGCUGCCCCCGCGCCCCGCCGAGCCGCUGCUGGCCUUGGCCGGGCCGCCGGGAGCGCUGGGCCCGCUCGGCCCGCUGGGCCCCGGGGAGGCCUACCUGAGGCCGCCGGGCUACUUGCCGGGCCUGGAGCGCUACCUGUGA
Molecule: messenger RNA, 429 nt
Organism: Myotis lucifugus (little brown bat)
Lineage: Eukaryota; Metazoa; Chordata; Mammalia; Chiroptera; Vespertilionidae
Gene: FOXE3
Product: forkhead box E3
Exons: 1
Coding region: 1-429 (142 amino acids)
Source: RefSeq, a predicted model, not a curated record